This is a messenger RNA of Chara braunii, 1863 nucleotides long. The record is from the annotation of a GenBank genome assembly. Lineage: Eukaryota; Viridiplantae; Streptophyta; Charophyceae; Charales; Characeae.
GGGUGUACCAUUCAGCCUCAUGGGCUUGGUAAACGCUCACUUUUUCCUUUGUGCGCGGAUCUUCCGCCGCUGAAAAUAAUGCUCCCAGAACGACAAGUAUCACUGGCUACCGUUUCCGCAAGCGUUCACUUCUUGUUUCGUCUUCUUGGGCGGUUUUGUGUUGUAGUGCUUCAACUUGUUGCGUAUUACUUCGCUCUCUGCGUUCUCUUACCUGCUGAGGUGUCACCGAUCAAUCAAAUAGAACGCAACCCUUCCCAUCGACUAUAUCGACUGAGCUCGUUCGUUGCAAUCCUCCGUAGUCUGAAAGGAAGGAAGGAGAUGAUGACGACAACGAUGAGACGUGGAGAGAUGGCGGCGGAUCGACGCAGCAAGCCGCAACGGUCACGCCAGGGUGUUGUGAUCCUUCCUCUUCUGUUUGUUCUGCUGGUUGUGACAUGCGCUUCGCAGUCUCAGCACACAUUGCUGCCCGUCGCAGAAGCAGCGGAAGCAAGGGGGGAAGGGGGAUCUGGGUUUGCUGGGGUGGCGGCGGCCGCGGCGCAGGAGGAGGAGGAGGAGAGGGAGGCGGCAAUCGAAAGGUUCAGGAAGUAUCUGUCGAUCCACACGGAGCAACCGAAACCUAACUAUGAAGAGGCGGCGGCGUUCCUCUUCGCGCAGGCGGAGGAGAUCGGUCUGAAAGCGCAGCGGAUCGAUCUCGUCCCCGGAAAACCGGUCAUCUUGAUGACGUGGCAAGGCAAGGACACUCAACUGCCGUCGAUUUUGCUGAAUUCCCACGUGGACGUUGUCCCCGUCGAAAAUGACAAAUGGUUUCAUGACCCGUUUGCGGCUGUGCGAACCGCGGAGGGAAACGUGUACGCACGCGGGGCGCAAGAUAUGAAGAGUGUCGGGAUGCAGUACUUGGAGGCGAUCCGCGUGCUGCGCGGGAAGGGGAGCGGCAAGGAAGCGGGGGAAGCGGGGACGGGAGCGGGAUUCGAACCGUUGCGGACGGUGCAUUUGUCGUUUGUGCCAGAUGAAGAGAUAGGUGGGCACGACGGGAUGGAGAAGCUGGUGAAGUGGGAAGGCUUCGACAGCCUCGGCGUGGGCUUCGCCCUCGAUGAAGGACUCCCCUCCGAGGGGUCGGAUUACAAGGUGUUUAAUGCCGAGAGGGGGGGGUUUUGGGUGAUGAUUACCGCCAAGGGGAAGCCAGGUCACGGGUCGAUGAUGUACGAUGGGAGCGCCACGGAGAAUCUCAUUCGGUCGUUGAACGCCAUAUUGGAAUUUCGACGGUCCCAGUUUGAACUCGUCAAGUCAGGAAAAGCAGAAUUGGGCGAAGUCAUUUCGGCCAACGUGGACUUCUUGCGGGCUGGCAAAGAAGGACCCCAGGGUCCAGUGAUCAAUGUGCAGCCUUCAGAGGCUGUAGCCGGAAUAGACUUCAGGCUGCCACCGACUGCGGAUGUGGAAGCCUUCAGAAGGCGUGUCGAGGUAGAGUGGGCCCCCGAGCACCGGAAUAUGAGUUUCGCUGUUGCUCAAGGAGUGGUCAGGGGCAAAGGUGGCAAGCCUCUGAUCACUGCAGUGGACGACUCGAACCCAUACUGGGAUGUCUUCCGGAAGGCCGUGGAGAAGUCAGGGGUGCCAUUGUCAAAGCCAGGAAUCUUCGUGGCCAGCACAGACGCACGAUAUCUGAGGGCAGCAGGCGUCCCUACGCUAGGCUUCACGCCUAUCCGCAACACGCCUGUGCUCCUGCAUGCACACAACGAGAUUCUGCGUCGGGGCUGUGCUGUCCUAUCCAUCUCCAUCUCCAUCUCCAUCUCCUCCUUCGCCAUCCCUCCGUCUUGAUCCUGAUGGACCGCCAUCCCGGCGGGUCCAUCACACUGGUAUCAGAGCGUG